UGUCAAUGAGUCGUAGGGUUAUAUUUUGUCAAAAAGUAUUCAAUAAUAAUCUACAUUGCACAACAUUUUUAAAUUCAGUAAUUACGUGACGUAACGCGGAGCGUAAUAAUAUUUUAUAUAAACGUAUAGUUGAAUAAGUAUGUAAUAAUGAGUACAAAAACUGAUAAUUUAGUAAAACCUAAAACUGUUCGAAUUUUUGAAUCGGAUAAUUUUGAGAAAUUGCUCAAUGGAUUGCAAGUUGCAGCAUGCAUGCUGACUGAAUCACAUCAAGUUGUGGAUGAGGCGAGUGUGCUCAAGCGUCUCAGAGCCUUAACCAUCAAUGGACCAUCCGAUGGUAACAGCUGUUCCUGCUGUGGAGUUGGUCCUUUUGAAUCUCGCGUACAGCAGACUGCGCAUUAUAAGCAACAUUGGCAUACACAUAACUUAAAGAGAAAAUUGUUUGGAAAAGCACCAUUGAGCUUAGGACAAUUUAAUUCAAAACAAGAUGACUCAAGUGUAUCUGGCAGUGAUUCCGAAACUGAGGGGAGUGGGUCCAAUCCCGCAAGUGAUCUCUUUGCAGCGGCUACAAGACACUGCAAAGCUUUCUUUACCAAUCAAAAGAAACAAGUUUUUUGUAUAUACAGAUGCAUACUGCAUCAUAAGAAGGAGGAGCUUUCAACUGAUGGUGAAGGAGUUGCUUGGGUAGAACGAUGUCAACGACUUACUAUACCUGGUUACCAACGAUGGGCUAUUCUAAUGGUAUCCGGUGGACAUUUUGCGGGUGCAAUUUUUUCCGGUGGUAUCGCCGUUCUCCACAAAACUAUGCAUUCGUACGUGACUCGUAGAGGCCAGGGUCAGGCACAGAUAUCAAGGGACCAGCAUAGUAAUGCACCUCGGUCUGCUGGUGCUAGUCUGAGGCGAUACAACCAAGCACAGUUUUUAGAGCAUGUUCAAGAAAUUAUAUCUGGAUGGACAGAAGAUUUGAAAGGGUGUUCUCUUAUUCUAUACCGAGCUGUUGGACCUACAAAUCAAGCUGCUCUCUUUGGGAAGAAUUCUCCUUUGAACAGAGAUGAUUUAAGAGUAAGGGUCCUGCCAUUCCCUACACGGAAACCCACUUAUAAGGAGGUGAAGAGGGUACACGAAACAGUUGCGAGUAUUGAGGUUUAUGAUACAAUGGAGUUAUUCCAAAAAGCACUAAUUGCGUCUACAAGUAAGACAACCACAAAAUCCAGCUCGGACACAACCGUUGACCGCAGUAAGAAGACUCCAAGCAAACCAAUUGACAGAGCUAAGUCUAGAGAACGCACGCCACGCGAGCUGCCAACACAAUUACUAUCGAGCGAGGAUGAAGGUCCAUGUUUCAUAGAUCAAGAAACUCCUGUAGGCUGGAUAAAAACCCUUUCAGAGCAAUGUACCAAUGGCGUCAUAAGCAAUUCGAGAAAAGAUCUUCUACACAAUUCGGGACAAAGUAAUUCGUCUGAUAGCGAAGAGGAGAAUGUAGGUGGUGCAGCAAAGAUGAAAGAUCUCGUAAGGAAGAAGAAGAAAAAGAAACCGGACGAUAGCAAACCGCUUAAAAACGUUUCGUCCAAAGUAUCUGCGAAUGUUAGAAAGAUGUGGCAAAUGAUAUCAGAUAAGGAACUCAACUCAUUAGAAACUAUCCUGGAAUGUUUCGAAGAGAAUGAAUUGGAAGCCGCUUGUAACGUACAAGAUCCUGCGGACGGUAACACCGCGCUGCACAAGGCCGCCAUUGCUGCUAAGCCGGAUAUGGUUACUAAGUUACUGGAAGCGGGCAGCGACCCGUGCGUGCGCAACGCGCAGCUGCAGACGCCGUACGCCGCCACCACGCACGCACACACGCGCGUCGCUUUCCGGCUGUUCCAGGCCACCUUCCCGGACAAGUACAACUAUAACAAGUCACAAAUACCAGGUCCCGUGACACCCGAACAGUUGGAGCAAGAAAGAGAGAAGAAAGCCCAACAGAAGAGAGCGAAACGUCAGCGAGAGAAGGAGAAGCAAGCCGAGAAAAGCAAGAUGAAUAAAUUUUUGCAGAUGAAUGACUCUGAAAAGAUGAAAGCCGACGUCAUGAAAUGUUUCCUGUGCGCCGCGAAUUUACCGAAGGCUCCAUUUGAAUACAAUAAUUAUAAAUUUUGUUCUAUAAAAUGUCUACAAAAUCAUCGAAAUCUCAGGCCAUUACAUAAGAGUGCGUGAAAUACAAAAUCAAGUCAUCGCUCAUCGGAUGAUCAGAGCCCACUUGCAUUAAAUUCUGGGAUAGAUUAAAACUUAAAACAGUUGUAUGACUCAUUGUUAAGUAAAAAUCAGUUAAAAUAAUUCAAUUUUUAAAUUUAAGUUCGUGAACCCUUUUAUAGCAGUAUAUUAGCAGCCUGAAAAUUUCCCACUGCUGGGCUAAGGCCUCCUCUCCCUUUGAGGAGAAGCUUUGGAGCAUAUUUCACCACGCUGCUCUAAUGCGGGUUGGUGGUCGGCACCGUCGAGCACGAAAUGAAUUAUAAACACAAAUUAAGCACAUGAAAAUUCAGUGGUGCCUUCCUGGGUUUGAACCCGAAAUCAUCGGUUAACAUGCAUUCAUUCUAUCCACUGGGUCAUCUCGGCUCUCCAGUAUAUAUGACUUCUUAAAGUAUUUCAGUUACCUUGUACCUAUGUUAUGCAUAUCCCAAGGUUCUGGGUGUAAACCAGGUCGGGCAAAUGAAAGAUGUAAUUUACUGGCCAGAAAUUUUCUUAGUACUAUGUUGCUGUUUGAAAGUUGCCAGUGUUUACAUACCCGUGCCUUAAUGUUAGAUUUACUCUGUCGAAACCAUAGUACUUUGGUAGAGCAAAAAAAGAAAAAAACAAACAAAAUGAGAGCUUAAAUAAAUUAUCUUAAUUUAUAAAGCUUUAUUGGAUGUGUUGGCCCUAAGAAGUCCAAAACUUCCAAUUGUCAUAAUAAAAAUAAUACCAGUUUUACAUCUACAUUUUUAUAUUAUUUAAUAUAACUUUAAUACUUAUUUUAAUAUUUUGAAAUUUAAGAAAAGAAGGAACUAUUAUUUUUAUAGUUAAAUAAUUUAUGUGGUUGUUAUUGAUAUUAAUGAAAAUGUGUCUUGUCGACAAAAUGAGAAUAAAUAUUUGUUUUUUAUUAAUGUAUGGUGGUUAAAUAAUUUAACAUCCGAACAAUUUGUAACAUCUUAUUUAUUCGAAAUAAGGAAUAUUUCAUUCAAUGCAAUAUUACAUAUUUUUAUAUAAUAUUGCAUUGAAUGAAAUUUAUUCUACUGCCAGACCCCAAUUCUUUGUAUAAGUGUGUUUCUGGAAUGUAAGUGAACCAGUAUAAUUUUAUAUAUAUUAUUCAACUAAGCUUUACAAGAUUAAUUUAAAUUUACAGUUACCACCAGUUUGGAAUGUAGUUUCUACUGAGACCGGCUAGAAACUUAGUUGAUACAGUUUAACAGUUAGAUUACAUAGGUACGCUGGUUGAAAGCAACUAUUGAAAGCGUUUACGUAUAAGUUAUGAAUGUUCGUAUACAAUAACAUAACUGUUUUAUUAUUGUACUUAAUGAAAUAAAUAAGAUGAUUAAAUGCAAAUGCACACUGCCCUGAAGCUGAAAUAAAUAUUAUGUGUC
Messenger RNA from Vanessa atalanta (red admiral), 3587 nucleotides. RefSeq names its product ankyrin repeat and zinc finger domain-containing protein 1-like. The transcript has 11 exons. The coding region runs from base 148 to 2187 and encodes 679 amino acids. Gene Ontology annotation, molecular function: protein binding. NCBI's taxonomy places the organism in Eukaryota, Metazoa, Arthropoda, Insecta, Lepidoptera, Nymphalidae. The record is from RefSeq and is a predicted model, not a curated record.